This is a messenger RNA of Durusdinium trenchii, 1526 nucleotides long. NCBI's taxonomy places the organism in Eukaryota, Dinophyceae, Suessiales, Symbiodiniaceae. The record is from the annotation of a GenBank genome assembly.
ACAUAUCGCCACACGAAAGGAUCACCUACUGUGACAACCUACAGUACUAAGAUCAUUACGACUCUGACUAUCUAAGUUGUCAUUUAAAAAUUGCUUGGAAAACAUUUGGUUGUCAGCACAACGGCUACCUGCAACGUGGUCACCGCAGCUUUUGAGCUUGCGUCAUUUGUGACAGCGUGUCUUGCCAGGGCUUCCUCCUGUGAAGACGUACUAAGGCCAGGCAUGGCAAAUGCGAAGUUGAUAGUGCCAGCAACAUUUGUGCUGCUUGCCUUCUACUUCGGCACAUGGCGUCUUCGGCAAAUGUUCUGGCUCAGCCAGUGGCUCAUGCUUGAAGCAAAUCUCUACAUGAAACCAUGGCCAUCAGCACAUCCCUUCUUCUCGAUGAUCGCUCGACUUGAAUGGCAUGCUCCUGAUCGGCCAGCAGUUGUGCCUCCCCUGCACGAGUUCAAUGCCUCUGAUUUUGACGCCAGCAAGGCCUAUGACAUCGCCAAAGGGAACACCGAGGUUCUUGUUGUUCGUGGGCUGUUCGAUGAUGCACCCUCCCGUUCCUGGGGAAAUGAGGAGUUCGUCCGCAAGUAUGGACGGACGAAGAUGGUGAUCAACAAUGGAACAGGUGCAAACUCCAUGUCCCACAGGCACCAGGAGUUCUACAAAAUCGUCGACUCCAACCUCCAGACUCUUGAUGAAUCCAUCCACCGCGGGGAUUCAGUGGUCAGCUACGGCAUCGAUGAGAUUUUCACACAAAAUCCCGAACUAGCUGAUGAGGUGGACGUGGAUCGUCUUGGACGCGGCAAUCAUAGGCAGGCUUGCAGACAGCUGGGGAUGCUUUAUGGCCGUGCCAGGGCUGGGCAAGCAGGAGGCCUCAUGUAUCACAAUGCCAUCUCAAGCAAUUAUCUCAUGCAAGUCUCUGGCUACAAGCUCGUGCGGCUGGUGUCCAAUGCGUACUCUUUGUACUUCUUCCCUGUUUCCGGUGGCGAAUUCGACUCCGGCUUCAUUGCUUCAGCGAAGUGGGAUGAUUUGGAAGAGCUGCCCACCUUGGAUGUGGUGCUUGGACCUGGCGAUGUGUUGCUCUUUCCACCUUGGCUUUGGCAUUCGACCAAGACGGUGGAUCCUCCCAGCAUUCAACCAAUUCCCACCGGUCAGACUGACCGACAUGCCAAUCUCAGCAUAGGCAUCACAUGCCGAUUUCCCACUCCAACCGCUGCAGUGAAGAACGACCUUAUGCUCUCUCUCUUCCGGACAGUUGGGGGAAAGCACGGAAUCCCUAGUGGAUCCUCCAAGUGGGCCAGGUUUGUGCCUUUGUACAGUCAGUUCUUGGACUAUGUUAACGAAGUCCGUGGCACCAUGCCACCCUGGGAUGACACCAAUGACUGCUGGUCUAGCAAGCGUACAGCUUGUCGCAAGCAGGGAGUCAACCAGUGAGUAUGUGAUUUUUCUCCCGCCGUUGUGUCCCGGUCCAAAUGUAACCAAUCGGCCUUACGAUCUUACUGUAAGGCCAGAGCUAGAGAGGCCGGAUUGCGAUGCCU